AUGACUCCAGAGGGUGCGCGCCCCCGGGCGGACCGCGCCUUCCCUACCUCCCCGAGGGCGGGUCCAACUGGCCAGGUAUCCGCGCUGGCGGCCGGCUCCGCCCCCGUCCCCAGGCCAAGAAAUCUUCACCGAACUAGCAGCGUUCCUGAGUAUGUCUACAACCUACACUUGGUGGAAAAUGAUUUUGCUGGCGGGCGUUCCCCUACUAUUAAAACCUAUGACAUGCUAAAGCCUGGCAUAACCACUGCAUAUGAAGGUCGUUGGGGGAGAGGCACGGCGCAGUACAGCUCACAGAAGUCAGUGGAGGAAAGAUCCUUGAGGCAGCCUCUGAGGAGACUUGAGAUUUCUCCAGACAGCAGCCCUGAGAGGAUUCAUUACUCACACGGCGGCGAUCAACUGUACAGCCAGAGAAGUCAGGCGGGCCACACUUUGUGGCACCAAGACAGCAGGAGAUCCACCCUCCUUACGGCUCCGAGAUAUGCUCGCUCAGAAAUUGUUGGGUUCACCUCUGGGCCCAUGAGCAGACAGCGCUACUAUGACACUUACCACAGACAGUUCCAGUAUGGGUCUGUUAGUGACAACGUUUUUCACAGUGCCCCCGUCAACCCAGUGGUGCUCACGUGCCCCAGGCCUAGGACCAGCCACAGCAUGGGCAACCUCUUGGAGAAAGAGAACUACCUGACUUCAGGGCCUGCCCCUGGGCAGGGCAGGCCGCUGGUGCCCCUGCAGCCCGUUACUCAGAACAGGGCCAUUCGGCCCUCCUGGCAUCAGAGCUCCUUCCACAGCACGCGCACAGUGAGGGAAGCCUCUGUGGACUCAGGCGGCAGGAGGACACACAUGACCGUCGGCCAAGUGGCAGCAGGAGGAAGUGGGAACAUGCUCGCGGAGAGAACCACUUUCACCGACUCCCAGCUUGGGAAUGCUGACAUGGAGAUGACUCUGGAGCGGGCAGUGAGUAUGCUUGAUGCAGACCACACGUCGCCAGCCAGGAUUUCGGCUGCCGCUACUUUCAUCCAGCACGAGUGCUUCCAGAAAUCUGAGGCGCGGAAAAGGGUGAAUCAGCUUCAUGGCAUCCCCAAGCUUCUGCAGCUUCUCAAAGUUCAGAAUGAAGAUGUUCAGAGAGCAGUGUGUGGGGCCUUGAGAAACUUGGUGUUUGAAGACAAUGACAACAAAUUGGAGGUGGCUGAACUCAACGGGGUCCCUCGGUUGCUCCAGGUGCUGAAGCAAACCAGAGACUUGGAGACUAAAAAGCAAAUAACAGGUUUGCUGUGGAAUUUGUCCUCUAAUGACAAACUCAAGAAUCUCAUGAUAACAGAAGCCUUGCUUAUCCUGACUGAGACUAUCAUCAUCCCAUAUUCGGGGUGGCCAGAGGGAGACUACCCCAAAGCAAAUGGUUUGCUCGAUUUUGAUAUAUUCUACAACGUCACAGGAUGCCUAAGAAACAUGAGUUCAGCUGGCCCUGAUGGGAGGAAAUUGAUGAGAAGGUGUGAUGGACUGAUUGACUCGCUGGUCCAUUAUGUCAGAGGAACCAUUGCAGAUUACCAGCCAGAUGACAAGGCCACAGAGAACUGUGUGUGCAUUCUUCAUAACCUCUCCUACCAGCUGGAGGCAGAGCUCCCAGAGAAAUAUUCCCAGAGUAUCUAUAUUCAAAACCGGAAUAUCCAGACAGACAACAACAAAAGUAUUGGGUGUUUUGGCAGUCGAAGCAGGAAAGUAAAAGAGCAAUACCAGGACAUGCCUAUGCCAGAGGAAAAAAGCAACCCCAAGGGCGUGGAGUGGCUGUGGCACUCCAUCGUGAUACGGAUGUAUUUGUCCUUGAUCGCCAAGAGUGUCCGAAACUACACCCAGGAAGCAUCUUUAGGAGCGCUCCAGAAUCUCACGGCAGGAAGUGGACCAAUGCCAAUGUCAGUAGCCCAGACAGUUGUCCAGAAGGAAAACGGCCUUCAGCACACCCGGAAGAUGCUGCACGUUGGGGACCCAAGUGUGAAAAAGACAGCCGUCUCCCUGCUGAGGAAUUUGUCUCGCAAUCUUUCUCUGCGCAAUGACAUUGCCAAAGAAACUCUACCUGAUUUGGUUUCCAUAAUUCCCGACACCGUUCCAAGUACUGAUCUUCUCAUUGAAACUACAGCCUCUGCCUGUUACACAUUGAACAACAUAAUCCAGAAUAGUUACCAGAAUGCCCGGGAUCUUCUAAACACUGGGGGCCUGCAGAAAAUUAUGAGCAUCAGCACAGGCGAUACCUAUGCUUCCAACAAAGCGAGUAAAGCUGCUUCUGUUCUCCUGUAUUCCCUGUGGACGCACACGGAGCUCCAUAAUGCCUACAAGAAGGCUCAGUUUAAGAAGACAGAUUUUGUCAACAGCCGGACUGCCAAAGCCUACCACUCUCUUAAAGACUGAGGAAAAUGAGAAAGUACUCUCAGAAAUGCCAACCUCACCAUUCUCAGCCACAAAAAAAAAAGUCCCUAAGGAAAACACCUAUUUUUCUACUUCCCAGUCCAAGAAACCUAACAAAAGGCAUGCCUUGUUUUUAUCCUUUUUUAUUUCUGACGCCCCAGAAUCCAGAACACAAAUAAUCAGAAUAUAAUGUUAUCAGUCUUCCAGAAGAUUUUUACAAGUUUGCCACCUAUAGAUACUGGCAACAGGCUCGACUUUACCCUCUGCAAAUAGUAGUAAUCAGAGUUUAUGGUGCAUGGCCUCCUGGAACCAAAAUGUGAAUUCAUGGGGAACGGACUCAAUAGAAUAAAUAAGGAAAUACUACUGUUGUAGUAUUGCUAGGAUUUUAAAAGUUUGAUUUACAUUUAUAUUUUCUGGUUUCCAUGUUUUAUCACUCAUAUGCACAUUGCUUCACCAUUGAGCCAUGAGUAUAUUGUUCUGCAGUGUUGAAACAGAAUGGAAAUGAUAAAUAUUUGUUUGUUUUUUACUUUGUGCUUUUUUAGCCUCUUGAAUUUUUUUUCUCUGAUUUUAAAUGAACUUAAGAAAUUUAGAUCACAGAGCAUGCAUGACUGUAAGAAAAAGAAAUUGAAAGGUAGUUAUCAUAGCAGAUUUAAAAUCUUUUCCACAGAGAAAGGCAACUAUGGUUAAGAAAUUCAGUGUUUCCUCUGAACACUGCGAAAAUGGGAUUUUUUUUGCUCAAGGAAAUACUUUAUGUAUAACAACAGCAUUAAAUGCAAAUCUCUUCUGAAUAGUAGCAUUCAAUGAAAUCUAUUUCCUGGGCUUUUUCAGCCACUACAAUGAGCUGGUGGAAAAAUGGAUUCAACAUUUAGCUACAAAAGGAACCAAGGCCUCUCCAACUGUUGGGCCAGCCCAGGGCCCUGAAAACAGAUCAUUUUAAUGAAUUACAUUAUCAACCAUCCCAACUUUGCCCAACAUUUAAAGCAUAGCACAGAGUCACUAAAUCUCAAGUAAUCAUUCUAAGCCAUUAUUUUAAGUCAAGGAAACUCUAGAGAAGAAAAAUGAAGAGGGAAAAUGUGUAUGCCACUCAGAAGUGCUAUGAUAAAUACUAAUUUUUGAAAGUUGACAUCAUCAAUUGAAGCAAAUCUAUAUUAAGUGUUAUUUUAAAUGGACCGUGGUUAAUACUAUUCAUAUAGAAUUAGUCUUCUCAAUUACAAUUCUGUUAUAUUUUGCUUUCUAAAAAAAAAAAAAAAGUCUGACAACAUUUGUUAUAAGAAGGAAAAAGAUGUUCAUCUCCUUGGCCAGAAAAGAAAAUAAAUCCCCAUUUUCAAUUUGAAUGUGCACGUAAGUCUUUGUUAUAUUUAGAACUUGAAAUUCUUUCAAUUUUAAAAGCUUAAUGAAGACUUAAGUUACUAACAUAGAUCAAAUUGAGAUCCUUUAGAUACCAAUUUUUAAAAUACUGCAGAGAAAAUUUUUUCCAGAGUUUUGACAAUAAACAUUUGGAGUAUAUUUAUUUCUCCUGAUAAAUGAUGUAUGUUAAAGAAGUUUCUGUGGUUUUUAAGGCAUCAGUAGAGCCUUCAAUAAUAUUAAACACAAAAUGAGGCCAAAAUUACGUUGCCUGCAUUGGUAUCUGUGUAUAUCUGAUUUAUUUGUGUAUCUUGAUAUAUGUAGUAUGGUUGACAUACAUUUGAGAAUUUGAGCCAUAUAAACUUCAACUUUAAUUACUAAGAGUUUAAUACUUCGUAAUUGCUUGUAUUUCUUCCCUAAAGUUCUAAAAUUUUUACCAGGAAACACUUCCUGUAAGAAAGAUGGACCAGCCAGUGACUAAAACAUAUAAAAAUGGAGAGACAUAUAAAUGCACUAGCUAUUGUUUGAUUUUAGUAAAUGGAGGGGGACCGUGACCACAAAAAAUACACUGUGUUUGAUCUCUGUUUUGCUUUGUCA
Hipposideros armiger (great roundleaf bat) is the source of this 4335-nucleotide messenger RNA. It is a transcript of the gene PKP2, whose product is annotated as plakophilin 2. Lineage: Eukaryota; Metazoa; Chordata; Mammalia; Chiroptera; Hipposideridae. Gene Ontology annotation, biological process: cell-cell adhesion; heart development; intermediate filament bundle assembly. The record is from RefSeq and is a predicted model, not a curated record. Gene Ontology annotation, molecular function: protein binding. The transcript has 13 exons. Gene Ontology annotation, cellular component: nucleus; adherens junction; plasma membrane. Bases 1 to 2397 code for a protein of 798 amino acids.